Molecule: messenger RNA, 627 nt
Organism: Acanthoscelides obtectus
Lineage: Eukaryota; Metazoa; Arthropoda; Insecta; Coleoptera; Chrysomelidae
Source: the annotation of a GenBank genome assembly
AUGAAAUUGGUAGUAAGAAUUGUGGACAAGAAUAGAGCUCAAGAAGAUUAUUCAAAACCUUGGCCGAUGAAAUUGACUGUCAACAAGAGGAACUACUUCUCCACUCCGAGUGCUGAAACAUUUAGUAAUAUCAUAUCUGCCAUAGUUCAAUUUUUGAAACAAUCUAAUGAACCGAUUCCGGAAUUGGAAAAUUCAGUCUGGCUUAGAGAUUCUGGUUUUCUUGUGGACAUUACAGAAAACUUAAAUGAACUUAAUCUGCAGCUUCAGGAGCGAGACAAAGAACUAGCAGAAAUGAUUUCUGACAUAAAAGCGUUUAUCAAGGAGCUUGAAACUUGGGAACAAAACUUAAUCGAUGGCGAUAUCAGGCAUUUUCCUGUUCUUUCAAGAAAGAUAUCUCAAAGUCCAUUAGAACCAUAUGACAGUAAAUAUCAUGUAGAUAUAGUCUCUUGCUUGAAGGAUAACUUCAAACAUCGUUCCAAGGAUUUCAAAGAAAUUGCUAUAAUAUCGCAAUUCGUUGUUUCACUCUUCAUGGAAAUUGACAUCCAACAGUUUGCAACUUCUGUUACGCAGAAUCUUAGCGAAGACAUCGCUGCGACAAAAAUGGAAGUGAUUGCGUUUAGCUUUUAA